CCGCACUAGGGAUCGGGAUCGACUUUGAUGGCUUGUUUGCUCGUAUGCAAGCUAUAUCCUAGCGAGAGAACAGCUACGAGCUCCAAGUAACUCGCAUCUGACCACAGCAGACAUAAACUCAAACCGAAACCUAUCUUCUACAAUGUCCGCAGAAUCCCAGCCAAUCACUCACGCCCGCUUCGCUGCCGCUCUAGAAUCUCUAUCGCUCGGCUCUCUACACGCGAAAGCUGCGGAGCUUCGUAACAACAUUGAGCAUCUCGAAAUCUCAAACUCAGAACUAUCCCUGUUCUAUGCAGAGACCAGCGAUCCGGACUUCUCUGAAGCGAUCGCGGACAAUGAGCAGACCAUUCGGCGAAAGAGGGAGCAGAUAGCUAUGCUGAAGAUCGAAGUAGAGCGGCGCGGGAUGCCUUGGGUUGAGGACGAACAAAAGAUGGAAAAGAAAGAUAGUAAGAACGGGAAUCAGAAUAGAUCGAUUGACAACGAUCAUUCUGGGCAAGGUGUUUACCUCUGAAACCCGAGUGCACGAAGACGUCAAACGUUGAAAUCCCGGCCCGGUGAUAUCGUGGGAAAGACAUCACAGAAGCAAAAUUUCCCCCUAACACUCACUUGUUUGUACACAAGUAGACUCAUCCUAAUGUA
Messenger RNA from Pseudovirgaria hyperparasitica, 639 nucleotides. RefSeq lists its product as uncharacterized. Gene Ontology annotation, biological process: proteasome regulatory particle assembly. Bases 143 to 511 code for a protein of 122 amino acids. Gene Ontology annotation, molecular function: protein-macromolecule adaptor activity. Lineage: Eukaryota; Fungi; Ascomycota; Dothideomycetes; Acrospermales; Acrospermaceae. The transcript has a single exon. The record is from RefSeq and is a predicted model, not a curated record.